GAGGCCCCACACUGGCUGAGCAAUUGUAAGCGAGCUGUUGUUAUGGUUAGAUGUCGAGGGAAAAGUUGGGCUCACUUGAGCAUGAACAUCCAUCAUGCUGCAUUGGAGGCUCUCGGGAUUUUGGAAUUGAAUACUCCGUCUGGAAUGGUCGCUUAUGAAUGCACGUAUUGCAACUGUGGAUUAGUUUUACUUUUAAGGCGCUUUUGGGGGAGCUGAAGUUGCUCCGACAAAGUGGCAAGCGUGCGUGAUUGGCAGGUAUGAUCUAAACCUACUCUUGAACAGGAUCAACCUUGCAAUUUGUCCGAGGGAUUACAAGAGGACAUGGCGAGUGAGAGAAAACCACGGCUCUGUGUGAUGACAAAAGGGGAGCAAGGAUAUGGCUUUCACUUGCACGGUGAGAAAGGCAAAACUGGACAGUUUAUCCGCAAAGUGGAGCCCGGCUCGGCUGCAGAGGCGGCGGGUUUACGCGCGGGGGACCGUGUGGUUGCGGUGAACGGUGUGAACGUGGAGAGAGAGACGCACGGCCAGGUAGUACAGAGGAUCAAGGCCGUGGACAAUGAGACGAGGUUACUGGUUGUGGACCAGGAGACGCACGAAUAUUUGCGCAACCUACGCCUGACAGCCACAGAGGAGAUGGCAGUCCCCGGGGAGGAGCCGCCUCCCCCGUUCUCACCCCCCGAUCCUCCCAGUCCUGCCCCAACUUCACUCCCAUCCUCCCCUGGCAAGACCAAGCAUGAAGAUGGGAGGAACGGUUCUGCGAUGCUGCAGUCCAUGCUGCAGAGGAGUAAGAGUUAUCAGGUGCCCAAGAACACCAAGAGGUUACCAUCUUUAGCUGCCAAGAAGGAGGUUUCCAUCCGUGCUGUAGUCCCCACUCAGGCACAGUCACGGCUCCAUGGUGACCCAUCGGAGCUCGCACCACGUCUGUGCCACUUGGUGCGGUCGGAGACGGGCUACGGCUUCAACCUUCACAGUCAUCGGUCCAGGCCGGGCCAGUACAUCCGCUCGUUGGACACGGGUUCACCUGCAGACCAAGCCGGGCUUCGACCUCAGGAUCGAAUCAUUGAGGUAAAUGGCGUGAACAUCGAAGGCAUGCGGCACUCCGAAGUGGUGGCCUUCAUUAAAAAAGGAGGCAAUGAGACCUGGCUGCUGGUUGUGGAUCCGGAUGCUGAUGAGUACUUCAAGAUGAAAGGCAUCAUCCCCACCGCUAGACAUGUGAAAGAUUACGACGGUCCCUCCAUCUCCAAUGGCUCCCACAGUCCUCUGAUGAAUGGCAGCUCCACCUCACAUUCCAUCCGGUCAAUGACCUCAGACCACAGUAACGGCACACAGCCGGCGAGCGACGAGCGAGGUCGAUUCUCGGACCCGUUCGCCGAGAUAGGUCUGAGUGCCACGGCAGCCGAGGAAAAGCGGAAGCUCCACGCCAAAGAGAAGAGGCGGGCACCGCAGAUGGACUGGAUGAAAAAAUAUGAACUAUUCAGCAACUUCUGAGGAGACACCUUCAGACUGACAAGAGGAUAAAUACCAUGACAAGACAAAGAAACCUGAGGAAUAAUUUUAAGGAGCGACAACAAACAUUUUAACCUGACUCCUCUAUUUUUUUAUACAUAUAUAUUUAAAGUGGACAAUGUGCUAAAUAAGCAUUGUGGAGGCAGCGUAAGCUCAUGAUGACGUCAAAGAUGAAAUGCAGAUAAUCAAUGUGACAGGGUGGACGACCUUCACCUCGAGCGUUGUCAUCAAUAACUGGUGACUCAGAAGCUGUUCAACAAACUUUUGUUCUGGCCUUAGGUUGUUUUUGUUUUUUUUAAUGAAUGAUGGAAACUAGCCGAAUGUGUACAGCAGAGGGCAAACUUGUACCACAAAUACAUCAUGUCCUCUGAUGUUAGGGGAGCUUUUGCUCAUUCUGAAGAGCUUGCUGAAACAACAAGUGAUUAUGUUUAUGUCAACACUAGUUUGUAAAAACAGAUUGACAUGGAUGUGCAAUGGAGAGUGUUUUACUUGGGGGAUUUGAUAAAAAUCUACGGCAUGAAAUGUUCACCUGCUAUUAAGAGACAGUAUUACGUUAAAAAUAUGCCAUAAAGUGGGAAUAUCAAUGAUACGCAGAUAGAAGACCGUACUCCUCACCAGCAAAUUAACUCAAUAAUACCAAAAAUCAAACAAGGCUAUCACAAUCUAGCAAUUGCAGGAUAGCAAAACACUGUGAUAACAAUAUUGUAUGUAUCACUAUUGUAUCAUAAUACACUGUGAUAUCAAAAUUCAAUAUUGUUGCCUCGAUACUAUUCAGUAAUAGGCAUGUGCCGGUAUUUAUAACCUUAAAACAAAAUAUCACGGUUUCACUGUAUCACGGUAUUGCAAUUACAGAUCUAAAAUGUGUAAAUUUGAUAUAUCUGGGUUUUAAAAAGAAAAAAAAAAACAUUUUUCCAUUGAACACGAUUUUUAUUUUUAACAUUAGCAAAAUUGGAACAUAUGUAUAAUGUUAAGUUAAAAUAAAAUUUUAAAAAAUCUAAAUAAUAUUAAAAUACAUGCAGUCCUUUAGGUGAGCCUAUACCCACAGCCACAGCUUAACAUUAUUACCAUCAGAACAAAAAUAAUUGAAUUUUCCAUAAAAAGCACAUCUGUAUGACUCGUAUCAUGUUUACAUUAUACACGUACUCUCUUUCUCAACACAGACAGUUGCCGGUGAGAAAAAAAAAAACAAGUUUUAACACCGCUAGACACACUAAACACACUGGAGUUAACUCUCGUAGCUUUUGGGAAAUGUUCAUGACAGUGUUUACUAACCUUUAAUUUUGUAUAAAAGCGAAAUCGUUUCGGAGGUAUUGCCUUCUCGGCAGCCACCCUCCGCAAAUAUGUUUUACAUGUCGGUCUGCCCUCCUCUUCUAAUCCGUGGCCGUCUGUCACUUUUCUGUAGCCGAAGUAUUCCAAUACCAGCGAUUUCGUUUUCUUCGAUGGGGGGAAAAUGUUUAGGAGUUUCCCCUCCUCCAGUCAUCGUGUAGCACAGCUGAAUCACUGACACUGAGCAACAACUGGUGCUGGAGGGUUGAGCCUUGCAACUGCAUGUGAGGGAUUUCUCCAUGUAUUUUUGGGACAUAAAACAUAGCUAAUACCUUAGGGACGGUAUGACGGAAAAUUUUUGCGGUUUUGAAACCUUGACAUUUUCAUAACACGGUAUAUCUUGAAACCGGUAAUCGGCACAUGUCUAUUCACUAAUGAUAUAUCUCAUGCAAAUUUAUCAAUAUUGGUAAAAAAAAAAAAAAAAUCUUUAAAAUUAUUUGUCAAACGUCUCAUUCACAAUGAUUUUUAAUGUUAUUGUUUUAUACUAGAUUUGGCUAAAGUUAAAAGCCCUUAAGUGUUGGCAAUAUUUUAAAUUGUACCUUAUAUUUUUAUUAAUAUUUACCAUUUUAUACUAAUACUACUUAUAUAGCACUAAUAUUAAUGACAAAAUAAAAUUAUACGAAGGACACAUCUAUGAGGGGCACAAUUUUAUUGUCGUCUACAUUAGGAAUGUUUGGCUUGCUAGGGGUCUGCAGCUUCUCUUUGUACACCACAGUAACUUUGUUUCUGUUGUACUGCUAAAAUAAUAGUUAGAUAAAUUUAGUAAAAUUAAAUUCGCAAUAGAAAAAGCCGUACACAAAAAAGACAAAUGAACAAUCCAGUUGUAAAGAUUUGGUAAAUAUUUACUGUAUACACUUCAUAAAUUUAAGAGGCAAAACUAUUAUAGUUUCCAAGUCUAAAUAGAAGUAAAUUUUGUGAAACUGAAUCUGCCAGUGAAGAGAACAAAGAGGAGCUUGUAUAUGAAUGUCGUCAUAAACGCUCCGAGGCAUUCUGACUUCAGAGGGUUCAGGCUCGGUGAUGCUUUGGAUUGGGGGGAAAUUUGUGAGGAUUUUAUGAAGGAUUAUUCCAUGCACAUGCAGGAGCAGCUGCCAUGCACAUGCUGGUGUGUGUCAUUUAAUGUGUGUAUAUGACUGUUUCAAAUGGAUCCGCAGGUUGGAAAACCAUCAUUCAAGUGGACAAUGUACAGGUACUUUUUUUUUCAUAAUAGCUAGUUUGGUAGGACAUAGAAUUUUCCUAGCCUAAAAAGCAAGCAAACUGUUACAAAGCUGACACAUGCAAUUAAUGCAGUUGCAUUUUCAAUAAAGUGUGUAAAAGCAUUAGAAUUUCUGGACACAUUACAUUGGCUGAGUUUUUUUUCUCCCACGACUUGAAUGUUUUUGUCGUCUGUCCUCGCACUCUUUGUCGCACAGAUGAGGAUUACACCGGCGUACGGUUUCAUCCUGUUCUCAGAAUUCUCUACCAGACAGCUGCUCAGGCCACACAAAGGUCAAAGAUGUGUGUCAAUGGAUGUGUACGUCCAUUGUCUGCCUUGUACUACACAGUGUGUGUGUAGCUCUAUUUUAUUGUACGGUCCGAUUUGUACUAUUAUUGGUCUUACAGAUUUGUGGAGCAAAUUCCAAAUACUGUGCACUUAAUAUCUCAAAUGUAUUGUAAAUACUAGAACUAAAACUACCGUCACCACCUGGGAAAUCCAUUCGGGGUCUGGAUGAAAUUGAACCUCAUUUUAGUUCUUGUGUUCCGACAUAAGCACUACUAAUUAAAGUCUGACCUAAUGCAAUGUGACAGACGUAUAAAAAUCUCCAAA
Corythoichthys intestinalis (scribbled pipefish) is the source of this 4636-nucleotide messenger RNA. RefSeq names its product Na(+)/H(+) exchange regulatory cofactor NHE-RF2. NCBI's taxonomy places the organism in Eukaryota, Metazoa, Chordata, Actinopteri, Syngnathiformes, Syngnathidae. Gene Ontology annotation, molecular function: signaling receptor binding; protein-membrane adaptor activity. The record is from RefSeq and is a predicted model, not a curated record. The transcript has 6 exons. Gene Ontology annotation, biological process: protein localization to plasma membrane. The coding region runs from base 322 to 1488 and encodes 388 amino acids. Gene Ontology annotation, cellular component: apical plasma membrane.